Molecule: messenger RNA, 2389 nt
Organism: Aedes albopictus (Asian tiger mosquito)
Lineage: Eukaryota; Metazoa; Arthropoda; Insecta; Diptera; Culicidae
Product: mitochondrial ornithine transporter 1
Exons: 2
Coding region: 1319-2236 (305 amino acids)
Biological process (GO): mitochondrial L-ornithine transmembrane transport
Cellular component (GO): mitochondrion
Molecular function (GO): L-ornithine transmembrane transporter activity
Source: RefSeq, a predicted model, not a curated record
AUAAGUGCAGCGUGCUCGUGAGAUUCAGCUUGCAGCUCUUCUCGCCGAUCGUCGCAUCAAGUGCAAAUACAUAAUACAUACGCAUAGAGAAGGUGCACGCGACUGACAGGACAGGUAGGCGGAGUGCUGCUAAAAAGGGUGCCUGCCGAGCUACCUGAUCUGGUAAAACGAGUCCUGAUGCUGAUAAGCUGCUUAAAUUCCACCUCAAUUAUACGGCACGCAUCGCCUACUUUUCUUCAUUGCACAGCGGCAAGUAAUAUUCAUUCAACAUCCUCUGAUAAUCGGACCCAUAGUGAGAGUGACGGGUCAUAAUUGUUUACGACGGCGGCGCACCACGACGGGACAUCACAUCACCAUCAUCAUCAUCUUCGCAGGAAAGAAGAUAAGCGCAUCCCGUCUUCUCGACCUCGACCAGGCUUUUAUGUGUUGUGCGCCUUGGAGGCAGCUUAUCAGGCAGGCAGGACGACGACGUUGAAGUGAGACAAAUAUUUUGGAAGAAUUCACCUACUACGAUUGCUGCGAGAGGUUCUUAUAAGUGCGCAAAAUAAUCUACCUUGGGUAGGGGCUGCGAAACGGGCUACUACGACGAAGGCGAUCGGUUGUUAUUGGUCAGUCGCGUAGAGGAGCUGAACGAGAGAACACCUAGCUGAAUGCAGGCAGAAGGAUUGUCGUGAUUGUGUAGUAAACUGGUUUAUCAACAGAGGUACCUCGAUUGCUUUGAUUGGCUACUGAUAAGCAGCUGAGCAUUCCCUAGUGCGAGCCCCCAGCAGAGGGAACAAAAAUCACAUUAUAGCGAGAGCAACGACGCGACGCAGAAAAAAAAGAAGCAACAGUUUUGUGACUGCACCACAUUCUACUCGAGCUGACGCAAUCUAGUAGCCAGACGACAACAACAGGUUCAAGUUGAGAGGCUGGACAUCUCAGAGGAAGGCAGCAGCAACGUGGUCGGCAACGAUUGCUAGGACCUAAUUGAUAUAUGUGUUCAAGCAGAAACGUAUUUAGUAAAUAAGCGGUGAGCUGUGAUAUUGUAGCUUGAAGCUGAUAAGGGUGUAGCACGGCGGAGCCGUUAUCGUUCACGAUCAUAAAGUCAUUCGCAUUUCGCACAGCUUUCCUGCAGAGAGUAGGGGCGGCAAAGAGUGGAAGAAGGUGAACGAAGCAGACGUGCGGGGGUGUGGCGCAAAAUCUUACUCCACAGUGUCGCGUGAUUUUGGCGAAUUCUACUACCUGCAAGGUCUACUCUACUCUUAUCAAGUGCCUAUCCGAGUGGCGACGGAAUUUUAGCUGAAGGGCGACAAUACUCCGCAGGUGGUGAUACAAGAUGCACGGGAAAGGCGAAGGCAGUGGGUUCAAGACCGGGCUGAUCGACUUCACAGCGGGAUCGUUGGGUGGCGUGGCCCUGGUCUACGUCAGCCAACCGAUGGACACGGUCAAGGUCAAAAUGCAAACCUUCCCGACGCUGUACAAAAACAUGUUCGACUGCACGAUGCGGACCUUCAAGCGGGACGGCGUCGUACGGGGGCUGUACGCCGGCACCAUUCCGGCCAUCGUGGCCAACGUGGCCGAAAACUCAGUAUUAUUCGCUGCCUACGGAGCGUGCCAAAAUCUGGUGGCUGCGGUCGCUCGGAAGCCAUCCGUCAGUGAACUGUCGGCCCUGGACAAUGCCACCGCUGGGUUCCUGGCCGCUUUCUUCUCAUCCUUCACGCUCUGCCCAACGGAACUGAUUAAAUGCAAACUGCAAGCUCUUCGCGAGGUGCAGCAAAACAAUCUCAAACCGGGCGAGAAAGUGCCGAAGGUCUCACCGUGGAAGCUAACGCGACAGAUCCUACGCACCGAGGGAAUCCCGGGCAUGUUCCGCGGACUGACGUCGACCUUCGCCCGCGAAAUGCCCGGAUAUUUCUUCUUCUUCGGAGGCUACGAGGCAUCGAGGGACCUGAUGGCGGAACCGGGACAAUCCAAGGACGACAUCGGACCUCUGAAGACGAUGGUGGCCGGAGCGGUCGGAGGGGUAGCCCUGUGGACGGCCAUCUUCCCGGCGGACGUGAUCAAGAGCCGGAUACAGGUGCAAAGUCUACGGCUCAGCAUGACCCAGGUGGGAGUGGAGAUCUUCCGCAAGGAGGGACUCAUGGCGUUCUACAACGGACUUCAGCCGACGAUCGUGCGGACGAUCCCGGCCACGGCGGUUCUUUUUGUCGUCUACGAGUACAGCAAAAAACUUAUGACGGAGCUGUUCGUCUAGGCGGUUGUUUUUUUUUUUUCAUCUACUUUAUUCCGAUUACUUUAUUAGGUAAUGCAUUUUUUUGUUUUAGUUCUCCAAAGUGGCCUUUAUACGGGUUAGAGUCGUAUGUAAGCAAUAAAGAAUCACGAUCUUUUUGUGUAAAUAUGCAUAAAA